AGGAUCUGCCCGCCCUGCCGAGCUGCCAGGGGGCUGGACACUGCCCACCUGCCUUUCCACCGUCCCCACACGCACCCACACCCUGCUCCUCCCCCGCCAUCGCUCUUCCGGAACAGAACCCAGAGCAGAACCCAGAACUGUCCGGGGCUGGAGAGGCCCAGGCGCCGCGGUCAGCCCAGCGGGCAGAGGGAAGGGGGCGGGUCCCCACGGGGAGAUGGCACCACAGCCCCUAUGCCCGGCCGAUGAGCCGGGUGAGGGGAAGUGCCAGGGCAGGGCAGGGCAGGAGCGAGGCUGCUGGGCCUGGGAAGAUUGAGACAGAGGCCGGCUUUACCGAUGAGGAACUCGAGGCACGUGACUCGCCCCAGGCCACUUUGGCCGCUGGGCAGGGGCCAGGCCUUGCUCUCUGGGACCAGUCUCCCGCGCCCAGCCCAAUGACAGCUUGUGGUGCUAUGCCAUCAGACUACAUAUGGCCUUUCCUCUAUGCGAGCUUGGGGCUGGGGGGCCUCCUGGCUGUGGUUGUGGCUGUUCUGUCCGCCUGUCUGUGUCGGCUCCAUCGGAGAGUGAGGAAGCUGGAGAGGAGCUGGUGGGGUGGGGUGGGGCGGGAGCUCACAGGGAAGGAUGGGAGAGGCCCUGUGACCCCUGCCAGCCUGUGUGCCCGCCCGGCCCAGGCCCAGCUCCCGGAGCAGGAGCAGGAGCAGGAGCUCCACUACGCAUCUCUGCAGCGGCUGCCCUGCAGGGAGCCGCCUGGCCAUGGCCACCAGGAAAGGGAAGACUCCUUGCAGGACCCCGGCACCGACUACACCUGCGUUGCUGACAAGAAGCCCACCUGAGCACCUGCCCCCAGCCCUAGUGCAUCCUGUGGCUCACCCAGUAAACACCUUGGUCUCAAA
Messenger RNA from Myotis lucifugus (little brown bat), 890 nucleotides. RefSeq names its product leukocyte specific transcript 1 (gene LST1). The record is from RefSeq and is a predicted model, not a curated record. NCBI's taxonomy places the organism in Eukaryota, Metazoa, Chordata, Mammalia, Chiroptera, Vespertilionidae. The transcript has 4 exons. Gene Ontology annotation, biological process: dendrite development; cell morphogenesis; immune response. Bases 243 to 830 code for a protein of 195 amino acids. Gene Ontology annotation, cellular component: membrane.